Messenger RNA from Marchantia polymorpha subsp. ruderalis, 5694 nucleotides. Lineage: Eukaryota; Viridiplantae; Streptophyta; Marchantiopsida; Marchantiales; Marchantiaceae. The record is from the annotation of a GenBank genome assembly.
GGAGAUGGAUGGAGGAAUUAGUGAACAAAUUAAGAGCAGCAGCAGCAGCAGCAGCAGCGAGAAAGAACGAGAAACGAGGGACGGUAAUGACGAUGAUGAUGUAUGCAUGGCGCCGGCCUCCUCACCUCAGGAGGAGGCAGCAAUGUUCGUCCAUUCGUGGACUACGCGAUGAAGGCCUGUUGGAGGAAGUUGUCGUCAAAGUCGUCGGCGAUCGGAUCUGAGACAGUGGUGAUCAUGCCCACGCACACACGCUCAGAAUGUGCCUCCCCACUGUGAUUUGGGUGAGAAAGUUCGCUCCAUAUAUUUGAUUCCAAAGCUCACCGGGCACGAAAUGAGACCGUCUUCGAUUACCGCACGCUCGUGGGCUGUGACUUUCUCAGCCCACCGAGUUUUGAGCAACAAAAUGUGGCUUGGAAUUUGUGAGAAGGAAGUCCGCGGAGGUCCAACUGGGCGGCCGGGUAUGGAACAGACAUGAAUUUUCAAGCUACAAGGCAUGGAAGAAUACUUCUCAGUAAAAUUCCUACCAGGUGAGAGCCCACUGAAAAGACACGGGGAGCCAGUAGUUUGCCUCGGAGCGGAAACGGAGUAAGAGGUGAGAUGGUAGAGAUCUUCCUUGCGAAGAGCGUGAGACUACAUUGAUUCCAACGUCUGUUGAACGUUUCCUCGGAGUGGUCGCUGGAGAAUGAGUGAGUAAGAUUUUCAAAUGGUCGGUAUAAACAAAAUGUAAGAAUGGAAAGGUGAGGAGGACGUGGUGACUGGGAAGAAAAGGAAGUGGAAAUUUCUUGAUUUGGAAAUUUCGGAUCCUCAUUCCACGAUGUCAAAGAAGAAAAAAAAAUCUGAGGCACACACGGAGUCGCCCUCGGAUGUGAAUGCAAUAAACAGGGAAGACUGCGAUUGCCCGUGCCACUGGAUGCCUCGGUGGAUCAGGAGACCGAGGUUUAUGAGGGGUUGGGAAUGGGAAGACACAUCUGCUACCCUUGCUGUGCUCACAGCUGCUGCUUGUACGGUCGUUGCCUUCAAAAUGUACCAAAAAUCUCUUCUUGAGAGAUAGUCUUGUUCAGCUACCGAGCGACUAAAUUGUCAACCAGGGUUUGAUUGACGAGGAGUAGGAGGGAUCUCUACCAAUUGUUAUUGCAAUUCAGACUGCAGUUGUAUACAUUCCUUAGCAAGCACCUCGAUACAGGCCGCCGAGUAGAAAAUGUGACUUUGUUCUGGUGACUACAAAUUAUCUCUAAAAGCCGAGAACAACGGAGGAGCCAGGGACCUCGCCAUGGAGGUCAUGCGCAACGAAUCAGGGACUGCGUCUGACCGAAAUCUCCUGCAGCUAGUAGGGAAAAGUAUAGUACCGCCGGAAAAGAGUGUUCUACAUUACUCCAGUCUGGAGUAGCUUGACAUUUACGCUGGAAUAAGCUUUGAAUCAUUGACAGAGAAAGCGCGCAUGGCACAUUGUACCGAUCUUCGCAGAAAGGAGACCGUACUGCGUUAUCCACCUUGAUGACCACUGGAAGCGAACACCGAAGUAGACCAUGCCAGCGACCCAGACAUGCAGUAAGGGGCGAUUACUCCAACCUCUACGAUGUCUUGUUUUCGUUGUUGCACUCGCAGAGCGCAGCAAGACAGAGCCAACGACGAGGACUCGGAAGCUGCAACUGGAAAUCAACCAGUUGUAGUAGCUAUAAGUAUAAAUGACAGUAAUGGAGAACAGGAACAUGGGACAGGAAUUUUGAUCAGUGAUCACUUGGUUUUGACGAGCCACAUGGGUCUUCCCAGCAGGGAAACUGCCCGUGACGGACAGAUUGUGCUGAGUAGUGUUGGGUCAAGCAAUAGCACGCCAAACAAGUGGCCUUCGUCUUCCACAAUCUUGACAAGGAAACUUCUCCCUCAGAGAUUAUUUCUCACCAACCCUUCUCUUGGGUUGACAAUCGUGGCCUGUGAGCCGGUGACUUCCAAUUCGCCUCCCAGAGAAUACGAGAUCCCCAAAGCAUCGGACGAUGCACUAAAACUCGGAUGCAGCGUCUACGUUUUGGGACAAGUUCAACAGGAUGAUCGGGAGGGUUUGCUUAUGUUUGGGGAAGGGCUUAUUUCGAAAGAAGACGAGCAAGUAAUUGAAUUUUACUCCUUGGAUAGCUAUGUUUGGGCACCUGGAUCAGCUGGCUUUGAUGCGAAAGGAACUUUCGCCUUCGUGGUUGGGGAUCGACGCCCAUCCACGAAAGCAAGUUGUCCAUUGCCUAAGAGAUGGUCUUACGCUUUGAGCAAGGGUCCUGGUUCGAGGCAGCCGGGAAUUCUGAUCCACUCAGUACGCGACUGGACAAAGGACACAUGGAGUGGGGACUUCAACACCCUACUGCAGCUAAGCAACUCAGAUCUCGCAACUGCAGACGACACCUCUGACCUUGAGCAGAAGGCAGAAGAGGAGAGAUUGAUAGAACAGCAGAGGGCACUAAGUAAGCGAAUUGAUGAAAUUCAAAACUCCAUGAGGGACGACCGAGAGCGUUUGUUUGCGGCCGCGGGUCCACUUGGCAGAGCACUCGUGGCCAAUCUUGGAGCGAUAGAUACCAGCCUCCAAGGUUGUGGAAACAAUUUGUAUGGAGCCACGGACUCAACCUCAAAGAUUUCGAGUUCGAGGAUACAAGAGAUUCCGGUCCAGGCCUGCUUGCAAUCUACACCAGGUCCUCGUGUUGUUCCUUGCAGCAGUGCUAGUUCUAACACCCAAAGCCUCUCACUCAGAGCUCAGAGUCCCCCUCCACUGGGAGGUAUUGCUGCUUUAGCGGCGGAGGAACUCGAAAGGUAUGACGAUGACGAUGACAGUGACCAUGUUGCAGACAUAGCAACGUCAAGCAAUUUAAACGCCAACUCUCCAGUCAAAGACUCUGUUCGGGAGUUUGCUUGUGAUGGAGCGCCUAGUUUCGGUAGUCCACAACACGAACCGAGAAGUCCUCGCAGCUGCUGGUUUUCUGCGUGGUGGAAAAACUUUAGGCCUAGGUCCCCUCAGUCGCAGCCACAAACCCAGCGCGUGGAAGCUGUUGCAGACUCUGUAAGAGCUGAACAGGCGAACGAGGAGGUCAUGGCGGACUGCCUCGAACCCAACUCUCCCCCUCGACGUUUUUUGGUGCGGGGAACUUAUACCGCAACACCUAAGAGAGAGAACUCCAACAUACUAAUAGCUGAAGCGAUGAGCUCAGCGUCCUCACCAGACAGGUGCUCUUCGCCAGAGGACAUGACUCAAGCUUUCCAGCCAAGGAAUCAACGUCCAUGCAAGUGUAUUCCCCAAGCAUGUUCUCGACCCCUCUCUCCAGAAUUAGCGUACUUACAGAUCCACAGGUCUCCAACCGCGAUGUGUCAUCGGCAGACCGACAUUCCCUGGAAGCCUAAUGGAGAACUGGAUUCUCGAAGGAUUUUACCUCCUCCGGAUCCUCCCAGAGUGAUCACCGGUGUGGCUCGUACUCGAACUUAUCCUCGAGAUUAUUGCCCUCCUAGAUCAGAAGAUGAACAGGUGAAGCUCGACGAAGCGGGCGUGCGAAAGGUUCCUGCAGGUCUGGGUGCCUGUGAGAAGGCGCAAGAACUGUCGUCACAGCCACUCGAUGCCACGAUUUUACAAGACCGCAUCCUUCAGAGCGCAAUCUCAGAUCCACCAUCACCACGGGGAUCAUGUCAAGAGAACGAAAAUCUUGAUACCGAAUUGAGCAGCUGCCCUGUGGACGACUCAUCGACGACAAGGCGCGAGGUCCCGGAACAUAUUGGCAAGAUCUCGGCCUCUGCAUUGACAUCGAGGCAGGCAUCUAGGCGAGAAAUCGAGAUCACAUGCUUCCAAAGAUGGAAGAAAUGCGCGACUCGAAGGAAGAACAUGGCCGUCGAGUCGAUGCGAUCAUUCUUCGCCCCUCGUCCGCUCUCUUCUUCGUAUUCUUCUCCUCCUCCUCCUCCAGCUUUCACAACACUCUCCCGAAGCUUCUCGCCAGCUCUAGACUUCGUCUCCCGUCUAGAAUCGACGUGGAGAUCGUACAAGUUGGAGGAGCGUGCGCGUGCGCGCCAAGCGGGGGCCGCGGGGCCGCGCGAAGAAGAGCGUUACGCUCCGUACCAGGCUCCGAUGCCCAACUGGGCAGCGAAGCCGCGGACGCUCCGAGACGAGCCCGCGUAUCUUCCAAGCGCUAGACAAGCAUUCGUAUACGGAGGACGAGAAGACGCGACGGUCGCUGCCGUAUCCGUAGAAGAAGACGGAUCAGCAGCAGCAGCAGCAAAUGCUGCAGUGAAGAUCUGGAAGGGAUCGUGCAUAUCCUCUCUCGAUCACCAGCCUGGUCGUGGCGAUGAUCGUGAGCCUGUGGCCCGAGCGCGGAGUCAUCCAUCAACUGCUGUUGAAGACGCAGGUGCCAGAGGCAUGGUGGCAGUUUCGAAGAAGGAGAAGACAAAUCAGCUGCUGCGAAAGGAGAAUGGCAUUCAGAGGCCUCGAUGGUCCAUUGCCAGGGUCGAUCAAGGUCCUGUCGUUGUGGCCUCCAUGUCUGACCCGCCGGAUGAUGCGACUCGAAGCAAGUCGAAGAUGAAAAGGCUGCCUGUGCUCAAUACUGGAGGCCCUGGCUGUGAACCCGGGGCCAUCCCCCAUACAGUCAGGAAUUCUGGAGGAGUUAGAGAUUUAGCAAAUCCGCCGGAUGUCUCCAGAUGCGCUCUCAGAAGGGCAAGACGCGAAGAAGGACAUGUACCACCGUCUCCUUCGAGAAGAAAGCACGUCAACACGUUUGCCAAACCCAAAACCUUCACCAAGAACUCCGCCGCGGAUGAGCACUCAACAUCCGCAACUAAGCAACCUUUGAGAGCCACCAAUAAGCGAUUGUUAGAAGGCCCUAUCGGGAAAAGAGGAUCAAGCGUCGGAUCUGGCUCGUCCUCAUCAGAAAGAGAGGGGCGUCCCCGUUGGCGAUGAAACAUCAAUAGCAGGUACCAUUGAAAGGCGUCGUUUAUAUUUUUGACUGACCUCCGAAGUUUUGAACAGCAUCCCCAGCAACUGCCACUCAGCGAGACUGCUGAUUUGCAGAGUAUCGUCAGAGCAUGGAAUUUCACACGAAAAAAGGAAGUUUGUCAAAGAAGACAGAUUCUUGUGAGGAACUUGUUAUUUUCAACGUGGGCGGUAAGCUCUUUAAAGGGGAUUGUCUUCACAGUCCAAGGCCACAGCAAAGCUUGUUCAAAACACAGCUACUGUAUAUGAUUCUUUGAAAGAGAGCAUGAAAAAGCAAAAGCACCAGUUUCCAGCUUUCAUUCCGCACAUGUUUCAGAACACGUUGUAAAAACCCGCACGACUAUCACGAGCCUGGAAAACACACUCUCUUGGUCAGCUGACAAUAAGGUACAGUACAGUAGGUGGAGCCUAGCUUCCCCUCGUUGUCAGACGAUGAGCACUGACCCUUUGGAUAAGUGAUUGUACCCUUUUGUUCUGAAUGGAUAGAGAGGAACCAAGCAAUGUGGCAAAACGGAUGAGAAGACCCAUUCAAGUAGAUCAUGGAUGAAACCAAAAAGGGAGGAUGGGUUUAUUCCCCGAUACGGAGGCCUCUCUAUAUAGGGCGGAUUCCUUAUGUUCCGUAUCUCAACAAAAUAAGGAUAAUUCUCAAAUCAAAAUACGGAAUAUAUUGAACUUGAUAGUUUUCGGCCCAAUUUUGACCUAAACUCUCAUGUUUUCGGCCGAAUUUGUCUGCAAUGUAAUACACCUUCGAG